Messenger RNA from Ruditapes philippinarum (Manila clam), 435 nucleotides. Its product is annotated as kelch-like protein 3. The record is from RefSeq and is a predicted model, not a curated record. NCBI's taxonomy places the organism in Eukaryota, Metazoa, Mollusca, Bivalvia, Venerida, Veneridae. The transcript has 2 exons. Gene Ontology annotation, molecular function: protein binding. The annotation marks the transcript as partial.
AUGUCUGCAGAGAUGAAUAUCAACGACGAAUUUCACAAAGAUGGAAAAUUGGCAGAUGUGACAAUCGUUGUUGAGGACCAUAAAAUACUAGUCUGUAAGGCAGUGCUCAGUAUCGCUUCACCUGUGUUUUGUGCCAUGUUCGAAGGUGACUUCCAGGAAAAAACAGAGAAGGAAAUACAAUUACCCGGAAAGAGUUAUGAAAAUUUUGUUGAGUUUCUGAGAUGCAUUUAUCCUGAUAAGAUGAAGAUGAUAACCGGUAUGGCAUGCCUGGAAGAAAUGAAAGAAAAAUUCAUUUAUCUGGCCUCUGAGCAUACUCUCUACCGGCUCAAAGCUGCCAGAACGGCAUGCCAAAUAUCAGAUGCCAGUCAUUACAAGAUAAUAGAGCUAGCUCUGAGGAGACGAGAGUUGUAUAUAUUUGAUGACAGAGUCUUUAAG